This is a messenger RNA of Cadophora gregata, 759 nucleotides long. RefSeq lists its product as uncharacterized. NCBI's taxonomy places the organism in Eukaryota, Fungi, Ascomycota, Leotiomycetes, Helotiales, Ploettnerulaceae. Gene Ontology annotation, cellular component: cytoplasm. The coding region runs from base 1 to 759 and encodes 252 amino acids. The record is from RefSeq and is a predicted model, not a curated record. The transcript has 2 exons.
AUGGGCAAAGAACACCCUGAUUCAAAGCUAUUCCCGCAUGCCACUGGGGCGGCCGCUACGAUGGUAAAGGAGCAUGAAGAAGGAGGAGUCUUUGAAAUUGUAUUCGGGAUGGGUAAUCUAUCAAGAGCCCGAUUGACAGCAGUCAAUCCGUACCACAAGCCAGAGUCUCUUCUCAAACUCAACCCUCGAGGACUGGUCCCAACCCUCGAAUAUGAACAAAAGCCACUCUAUGAAAGCACAGUGAUCUGUGAAUUUCUCGAAGAGGCUUACCCGUCUGCAACGCCGCGUCUGAUGCCCUCAGAUCCUUAUACUAAGGCCCGAACGCGUAUUUGGACAGACUUUGUGACUUCACGCAUUAUUCCAGCUUUUCAUCGGUUCUUACAACAUCAGCCAUCUUCAAAGUCUAGCAUCGACGAAGUACGUGCUGAUUUUCUGGGCAACCUCAAGCAGUUCACGGAAGCUAUGGAUCCAAUUGGCCCGUAUUUUCUUGGGAGUCAAGUCAGCAUGGUCGAUUUGGUCCUCGCACCAUGGGCCGUCAGACAUUGGGUGUUCGAGCAUUUCAAGGGUGGCUUGCAAAUCCCACAAGACAAGGUUUGGGACAGAUGGGGGAAGUGGUUGAGUGCUGUCGAGAAGAGACAAAGUGUAAUCACUACAACGAGUGAGAGAGAGCACUAUGUGCCGAUAUACAAGCGAUAUGCAGACGAUAGCGCGCAGAGUGAGCUUGCUAAAGCCACAAGGGAAGGGAAGGGUGUACCCUGA